AUGAAGCUUGACGCGACCGAUUUGCGUUAUCUGACGUCGGACGAAUGGCGCGUGCUGCGGGCAUUCGAGACGCUCUCAGCUCACUAUGAAGUAGUCCCCACCUCUGCUCUCUCCUCUGCCGUCGGAUGCCUCAACUCUUCGUCAUUGGCUAGGAUAGCAGGCGGACUAGCCAAGCGUAAUCUCGUGGCUAGGGUGAAGAAUGCGAGCUAUGAUGGCUUCAGAAUCACUUAUGGUGGCGCGGAUUGGUUGGCUGUGAAAGCGCUGAGGGAAAAGGGCCUGGAGGGUACAGGACCAAGAGUAGGCGUGGGCAAAGAGAGUGGUGCGUAGGCAAGCAGACCCUCCGAAUACCGGAUUUCCGUCGCGACUGAGCAUGCAUGCCUCCCUUUGACGUUGCAUUGCAGACAUCUACAGCGUCUCGACAUCGUUCGAAGAUCAUCCAGAAGCUAUCCUCAAGGUCCACCGAUUGGGCAGGAUAUCGUUCAGAGCUGUAAAGGAGAAGAGGGACUAUCUGGGCAAGCGGCAGAAUGCGAGCUGGAUGUAUCUCUCCAAGUUGGCUGCCAAGAAGGAGUGGGAAUUCAUGAAUGUGAGUUGACGUGCUGUAGAGGAGCGAGGGGGGAGUGUAGGGGGCACGCUGGGGACCAAGGCAUGGUGGUGAAGCGCAAGUGCGGCAAAGGACUUGACACACACACACACUAGCUGCAUGCACACCGUAUUUAUUCGCGCCGCUGACGCUACACGUCACUGCUCGAUCUCGUAGGCGCUCUACGCUCAUUCAUUCCCUGUGCCUCGACCUUUGGCCUACUCACGUCACGCCGUCCUGAUGACGCGCAUCCCCGCCUAUCCACUGCGCCAAAUCGCGACGCUGCCACAGGAAGCCAUUCCUUUGCUCUUCGAUCAGCUGAUGAAUCUCAUUGUCAGAUUGGCCAAGGCAGGCCUGGUUCAUGGAGACUUUAACGAGUACAAUCUUUUGGUCUUGGAAAAGCAGUCGGAGGAUGAGGUGGAUGCGGAGAACAGAACCUACAGAGAAGAGACGAAGGACGAGAGGCUACGCGAUGAGCGAGAAGAGAAUAUGACAGCGGACGGGGUAGUGGAGAAGGGUAACGGGUUCGAAAGGAUUGUAUUGCGAAACGCAUCUCGCACCCCGUCUGAGGCGGACGGACGUGUCUGCGGGGACGAUGAUGAGCAUGAGAAGCAAGAUGCCGGAGAUGAAGACUCGGACGUGGAUGAUUCGGAAGAAGAAAUAGACGAGACUGAGAUACACUUGCAAGAUGGCACGACGCUCUCCGCUGUCCUCAUCGACUUCCCUCAGAUGGUGUCCGUUGAACAUCUAAAUGCCGAAUUGUAAGCGCCGUUCGAGACUUGUCUGGGAGCACCAAAUACGCCCAGCUAAGACGUCUCCCUUGUUUCCUGCCAGCUUCUUCGAUCGCGACAUCGAUUGCGUCAUUCGGUUCUUUCACAAGAGGUUCAGAUAUCAAGUAUCGCGAGAGGACUGUCCAAAAUUCGGCGAUUACGUCUCGUCCGACAGAGCGUUCAGGCGAGCCCAGAAGGAGCGAGAGAGAGCUUCGAGGCGAAGUUCAGACGUCGAAGACGGCAACGGUAAUGCACUGCCAGCGGAAGAUGAGGACGACCUGAUGCUGGAUGUCAUCACGGAUGCGAGCGGUCUUGCAGGACUCAUCAAAAGCCGGGAGCUGGAAGAGGUGGGUGCCGAUGAUUGCAUGUUGUCCGAAUAUGUCGAGGGACAACUUCGAGACGACGCCACAACGCGACAUACUCACUUACUUUUUCAUCCCCAUCUUGCCGCAGUACACGUCUCGACUAAACGUCAAAGACGAAGGAGCUCCAGGCGAAGAAGCGGAUCAGAGUGAGGACGAAGACAAAAGGGAGCAAACGUCAGAGACAGACGACGAAGACCAGGAAGGAGAAGAUGAGAAUCCUUAUGGACGUCGGACAGCCGUUCUCGAAGACAGGCCCCCCGAUAUGCAAGGGCCGGACAUUCCGAGCAUGUCUCGUCGACCACGUCAAAGGCGCCCAGGUAGUCAUCAUGGCGCAUCUACGCAUUCUGGACCAGCUUCCGCACGCGACGCCUCGCUACCUUCUCGGGGGGCAGCAGAAAAGGCGCUGAAAGAGGGAGACGAUCGAUUGAUUCAGCUCAGGAUUGCGGCGGAGAGGGAGAGGAGGCAGAGAAAAGAGUUGAAGCAUCAUGGCAAGAGCAAGAGGGGACCCAACACUGGACGCAAAAUGCCAGGUGGGAAAGCCAAAGGUGUUGCGGCGAAGAUUAGGGACGCUGAUGCGUUUUGA
Molecule: messenger RNA, 2298 nt
Organism: Ceraceosorus bombacis
Lineage: Eukaryota; Fungi; Basidiomycota; Exobasidiomycetes; Ceraceosorales; Ceraceosoraceae
Source: the annotation of a GenBank genome assembly